UUCAGCACGUGUUUAGCUUCGUUUCAAUUAAGUAUGUGUCGUUUAGUAUUUGUAUUAAUAUUAUUGUGGCUACUUUGGAGGCAUGGCCAUGCAUUUGAGGUGCGCUUUGAGGAGAGCUAUCCUGGCUACCGCAUCGCCUCGGAUUUGGACGCGGUGUCGCAGCGCCUGCACAAGCGCGAGAUGCAGCAAUUUUUCGACAAAGCUGCCUACAGUUUUAAUGGCCUAGAACGUGUGGCUUCAGUACCCGUGCCCUUUCCACUGGACAUCUGUAUGCUGCAGUUGCCCACAGUGAAGUAUGCGACAACUCUGCACAAGGAUGCGGCGGGUGUGCGUCAUUUUGCCGUCUUCGUGUGGCGUGCGGCUGAGCAGGACUAUGCGCUUUUGCUGCAGCAGCCGGCGCCCAAGGCCGUGGCACUAGACUGCCUGGCAUAUGCAGGUCUGGGCUAUGUGGCGCUCAGCUAUAAUCACACCGAGCCCGUGCUGCAGGCGCGUGACGGUUCGCCCAUCUAUGAGCUGUCGCCGGAGCGCGGUCUGCGCACGGUGCAAUAUUUUGCAGGUUUGCGAUUGCGGGGAAUGUAUUUGAGGAUUAGCAGCCAGGAGCUGACGCUGCUGCAGGCCUACGAUGGCGGCGCCAACACGGAAAACCAACGUUGUCCCUACUUCAAGUGGACGAGCGGCACAUUUCAGCGCCUCGGCGCCAUACCCUGCAGCAACGCCCGCCGGCUGGAGGCCUUUGGCAUUGACUAUGCCGACUAUGUGGCGGUGGCCAAUUAUGCGAGCGCCGAUGAACGCACCUCCACCCAUUCCGAAAUCUACAAAUACGAUGCGACAGCGCGUCGCUUUCAGCUGUUCCAAAGACUGCGCAGCAACGGUGCCGUCGAUGUCAAGUAUUUUAGUCUGCCGGUGAAUGAAGUGAGUCAUCGACACUUUCUCAUAUUGGGCAAUACGGUGGCCGCGGGAGGGGGCGGUAGUGGCAGAGCCAGUGGCGGCGAUGGCGAUGGCGAGGCGGAUACGGUGAUCUAUGUCUAUGAUAAUGGACAGUUUGUGCCCUAUCAACGUUUAAGUUUCUAUGCACUGGAACGUUUUUUGCCCGUGACGCAUGCGGUUGCGGAAAAGUUUCUGCUCUUUGUGGCCUGCAACAAGCAGGAUGUAAAAAUCUACAACCUCAACGAUUGGAAAUUCGAGGAAUCAACAGUGCAGUUCACCGAAGGCGCUUUCAGCAGGGGCGUGGCACGCAUGCGCAGCUACGAAGAAAACGAACAAAGCUAUCUGAUCAUUGCCAAUGAGAAUAUGGCCGCCAAUGAGACAAACAUAUUCCAGCCGCUCUACAAACAGGACGAACAUGCGAAUGUUCUGCGUCAGGAAAUUAUAGAAUGGGCACGCGAGCAGACAAAAAGAUUGGAGCAAGUGAAUGUUGAGCAUUUAUUGCUGGGUCUGCAGCAAAAACUCAAAAAACGGGAACAACAAAGAAUGAAUAUCAAGCGUGUGAAUACCAAGUCGCUAGUCGAUGCGCAACAGAAGCUAACCACAAACUAUUGGGAUGCUCUGCGCUAUGCGAAACGUGCUCUGGAUGUGAUCGAACAGGAUGCAGCUCAGGCUCAGCAUCAUCCUGUCAAGCGGGAUGCCUUGGAGCAGCCAACAGAGCAGCACGAAUUCGAUGAGAUUACAGUGAGCACUUUGGUAGUGCAUGAGCGGCUGCAGGCGGAGCACAUUAAUGGAGUGAACAGUCAUAAGCCCAUCUACGAGUCGGUCAAUGCCAGCAAAGUGUAUGUGAGCGAGGAGUACAGGGAGGCAGCCACGGAUCAGCUUGUGCCCGAAUUGGAGCGGCUGAGCGUGCAGGAGCUGCAGCUAGCAGGCAAACUGAAUGGCCACAACUGGACACAGCUGCUCGGGCAAACACUCAAACGGCGGGGCAGUGAGGUGCAAUUCGUGAAAGCGCCCGUGGACAUAAGCAACCUAAAAGCCGAGGCGGUGCGGGUCAACAGCAAUGAGAUUAACGACCGGCCGCUGGGUCAGCUUGUCUCCAUCGAUGGUGGCGACUACAUAGUGCAGCAGGAUGUGCAAUUCGCACAGCCCAUCGAGGUGAACCGGCUGCUCAUUAAUCAGCGUCUCAAUCAAAUACACGUGGAUCGCCAGCGCUUCGAUGUGCUGCUUCACCAGGCGAAUCACACCCAGGUGAUCGAGGGUGUCAAACGUUUUCAGAAUAUACGAGUGCUGGAGCCUAUUACGAUUGCGGGUCAAUUGCUGGGCACCGAGCUGCUCGCCAUGUCGCCCAUGAAGGUGACGCACGAGGCGCUGCAACUGCAGGGCGACUAUGUGAUCGACGGAGACGUGACCAUUGGUGAGCUGCUACAAGUGCAGGAUGUGCGUGAUGCAGUCACGCAGAGAUCAGCAGCCGUGAUCUUGCAGCAGGCGCUACGUGUGGAUCAAUCUUUAGAGAAUGUGAAUUUGCGCUUUGAGCAACCGCUAAGCGCCAACGACACCCAGCUGAGCUUCAUCAAUGCGCAGGAUAUGCAGGAACUGGUGCAGCUGAAUGUCGAGCAGGUACAGGUGAUUGAGGGCGUAAAAGUUCUACCCCAAAGUCUAACCAUACGCGAUGGCUUCGGCGAAGUCAACAUACUGAAUGGCAUCAACGUGGAGCAGCUGCCGCAGCUGCUGCUGCUCAAAAGUAGCAAUCAAAGCUUCAAAUUUCCCAUGCAGCUGGCCGGUCUGGAGGCGCCGCAACUGUAUGCCAACACACUGCUGCUAAAUGGUCUGGAAUUGUUGGAAUAUAUGCGACACAGCGGCGAGCAGCGGUCCAACAACAGCUUGUACGUGGAAUACCUUCAGGCCGAGGAGCUAGGCGUGGACCAGCUGCACAUGCAUGGCACUAUUUUUGGCCACACUUUGGAUGAGCUCUUUCAGCAGGGCGCACAGCGACCGCACAGCUGGCAACUGCCGGAGCACUUCAAUGGCACCAUCCACGCGAGGAACGUAUGGCUCAAGGGGCACAUAAACAACGCGAGCGUAGCCCAGGUGGAGCAACAGCUGCAGCAAUUAGCGGGCAAUAUUAAAUACGUGGGCGACUUCACCUUUAGACAUGCGGUCAACAUAAGUGGCCUCAGCUUUGGCGACACUCUGAACGGCAUCGAAGCUCACAGAUUGGGAAACUGCUGGCUGGAGAGCAGCGGGAAGCCGCAGCAGUUUACAGCACCACAAACCCUGGCGGCUGUCUCAAGCGACAAGGAUGUACUGCUCCACGGUCGCCUAAACAACUUUACGCUGGAGCAGCUGGUCAAAGGCAGCUACAGGUUGAAUGCUACGGAACACUUGCAAGCGGUUAAAUUUGUUAAUCCCAUUGUGUUGCAACAACCACUGAGCGUGGGUCGUGUAAACGGACUGCGUGUGCCGGAGGAUAUGCUGUAUGCGCAAGGCGGCGGCAUGCUGCAAGCGCCGCUCAAGAUCAAUGGUCAGCUGCUGGCGUCUGCCCAGCAGUGCAAUGUGAGCAGCCUGAAUGGCGUUCAGCUGGACGCACUGACGCAUUACCUGAGCGGUGGAUAUGACAUGCUGCACGUGGAGCAAGCACAGUUUGAGAUGGCGCCCAAGUAUGAGAAGCUAAACGGACAUAAGCUGCAGCAGCUGCUCAAUGAUCUGUGGCUGGACAAUGAGAUGGUUGAGCUGAAAGCUGUGCAACUGGCAAACGCCAGCUUUAAGGGAUUGGUCGAGUUUGAGGGCACACUAAAUGGCUUGGAUGUGGAGCAUGUCGGUCGCAACUAUUUUAGCCGUACGCGCAGUCAUCUUCUUAAUGUGGCGUUUAAUUUCAACCAUGACGUCACUUUUGCACAGACGCUGGCCGCGAGGCAAGUACAGCUACGUGUUAAAGAUGGCGCACUUGUUGAGGGCAUAGGCAAUGUCUCGCUAAAUUUUGACGAUUUCGUGGCAAACACAUUAAAAACUGCUGGACCACACAUCAUCACAGGCCAAUGGAGCUUAUCGGAGGCUCUUGUAUCGGGCGAUUUAAAUAAUGUGCUCAUAAAUCAAUUAAAUCUAGUUGAUGACGUUCUGCGCAACGAUACCCAGGGCGUUACCUUGUUAGGCGCAACUAAAAGAGCUGCCAGCGCCACCAUAAAAAGACUCUUUGCAACGCCCACUAGCACAGUAGCAAAUGUGCCUGUGGCACAGUGGAUCAACGACACGGUGUACAUUUAUGGUAAUCACAGCAUUGCCGGCACAACAAUACUGGAAACCUUGAAUCUCUACAAUGAUCUGCGCGUUAAGGGUCCAGUUAAUGGCAUCCACUGGCAAGCAGAUCAGCUGCUGCUAUGCGAUGGGGAGCAGCAUAGCGCUGGCUCGCUGCUGGUGGAGAAUGCGCUGCCGGACCAACGGCGCAUACUGAGCAGCAACAUUGAGGAGCUUUGGGUGGAUCGUAUUAAUGGACUGGCUGUGAACGAGCUAUUGGCAAAUAAGGCGCACAAUCGUCCAAAUCUGCAUGUGGCCAGUCACUUGAUCUUCACGCAGCCGCUAAGCGUGGCCAACUAUGAGCUGGGUGAAGUGCCACUCGAAGGCUACAAGUGGAAACGCGAGGCCAAUGCUGUAGAGAAUUGGCAGCAGCUGAAUGCCCAUGUGGCUGCAGUGCAGCACCGUCUAGCGGCGCCCGCUUAUGUGCUAGAGAGCUUUGCGCUGCUACAGCAGUUGCCACUAAAUGCUAGCCAGUUGGAGAUGAUGCACGAGCAAACCUCAAAUACGGAUGUCCUAGCCAUUUGGCAUGGCAAAAACAAAGAAGCCUUGCAAAUAGAAGUCUAUGCCUGGCAAGACCAGGAGCGGCAAUUCAAACACAAUGCAAGCCUAACAAAAAUGUUGCAACCCCAUGAGAAAUUAGCUGAGCAGAACAACACAGUUUUUGCACCGAUUAGUGCCGACGCUUCGUUCCGUAGCCCCUUACGUCUAAUGUUUUUAGACUGUCUGGCGCUACAAAAAGAACUGGAAGAACUCGUCAUCUACUGCCGCGCCAAUAGGAGCAUCAAUAGUACAAUCUGGCGCCAGGCCGUGAUACCAACUGGACGCGUAAAACAGCUGCUGCCCGCUACUGAUAAUAUUGGUUCUCCUCUGGCCCUGCUCGUUGACAACUCCGUGGAGUUCUGGCAGUGGGCAGUGGAUGGCAGCAGUAAGUUGCAGCAGCGUCUGCAAAUAAUGCAGGCUGAGCAAAUGGCGCUGGCGCGUCAUGAGAACAAUGAUUACUUGGCCGUCUUGACUGCAUCCCCAGCAGCCGCCAUCCACAUAUACAGUGCCGACAACAGCAACGCCUUGGAUUACCAUCUGGAGCAUAUAUUUGAAUUGGACGAGUCGCCGCAGCAGCGUCGCCUGCUUUUUGUACAUCUGCACAAAUCCAAAGAUCUGCUGCUUUGCUUGUCCAAUGCCACUGCCACGCAAACCCUGCGCAUUUAUCAGCACCAGGGCGUGGCAGGCUUUCAACAGAUCCUCAGUGAUAGCACGCUGCCUGCUGCUCAGUUCUUGCAAACUCUGGAGCUGCCAGCGUCGCAAAAUACGGUCUUGGCACUAGUCAAUGGUGAUGGCGUCUUUUUGGUGGGACCUCAGUUCACAAAGCUCUGAGGCACAAAGAAUAUAUAUUACUGUUUAUUAAUUAUAUCUGAUACAAUAGGUAUUUCAAAUGUACAUAAAAUGUUUUUGUAAAUAUUUACUAAUUAUUUGAUAGUUUUCUAACACUUCUAUGUUCUCAGUGAAUCAUCAUGCAGACUGAACGUGUUUACUACAUAACGUAUUUCAAUUCAAAACAUACAAAAAUAGAAAAAAUGAAACAAGUA
Molecule: messenger RNA, 5801 nt
Organism: Drosophila montana
Lineage: Eukaryota; Metazoa; Arthropoda; Insecta; Diptera; Drosophilidae
Gene: clos
Product: closca
Exons: 13
Coding region: 34-5589 (1851 amino acids)
Biological process (GO): signal transduction
Source: RefSeq, a predicted model, not a curated record